AAACGUCGCAGUUCCCAAAAUGGAUCUAUACUACCUGCCUUUUGUCAGCGCCUGCCGCUCCGUUUUAAUGGUGGUCAAGGCCCUAGAUCUAGACCUGAACAAGAAAAUACUCAACACCCGGAAAGGAGAGCAGUUGAAUCCGGAUUUCAUUAAGAUCAACCCCCAGCACACGAUCCCCACUUUGGUGGACAAUGGAUUUACCAUCUGGGAGUCGCGUGCCGUCGCCAUUUAUCUGAUCGAACAGUACGGAAAGGACGAUUCCCUCUAUCCUAAGGAUCCCAAGAAGCAGGCGGUGAUCAACCAACGUCUUUACUUUGACAUGGGCUCCAUGUAUCCCUCGCUGGCCAACUACUAUUACAAAGUGUUUGUUACCGGUCAGUUCGGCAGUGAAGAGGAUUUCAAGAAGGUCCAGGACACCUUCGGCUUCUUGAACACCUUCCUUGAGGGCCAGGAGUAUGUGGCUGGCGACCAGUACACCGUGGCCGACAUUGCCAUCCUUGCCAGUGUCUCCACCUUCGAUGCCCUCGAUUUCGACAUUAGCAAAUAUCUAAAUGUGGCCAAGUGGUAUGAAAAUGUCAAGAAGAUCACUCCUGGUUGGGAGGAGAACUGGCAGGGAGCUCAGGAUGUGAAGAAUGCGCGAAUAGCUCACAGUAAUCGCACUCGCACCAGCAACAUGGAUUUUUACUACUCACCUCGUGGCAGUGGAUGUCGCACCAUUAUCAUGGUGGCCAAGGCCCUGAAUUUGGAGCUAAACAAGAAGCAGUUGCGUCUCACGGAGGGGGAGCACCUGAAACCGGAGUUCCUCAAGAUCAAUCCCCAGCACACCAUUCCCACAUUGGUGGAUAAUGGAUUCGCCAUUUGGGAAUCCCGUGCCAUCGCCGUGUAUCUGGUGGAAAAGUACGGCAAGGACGACUCGCUCUUCCCCAAGGAUCCUCAGAAACGUGCCCUGAUCAAUCAGCGUCUUUACUUCGACAUGGGAACUCUGCACGAUUCCUUCAUUAAAUACUAUUACCCCUUCAUCCGCACUGGCCAACUUGGAGAUGCCGAGAAUUUCAAGAAGGUCGAAGCUGCCUUUGAGUUCCUGGACAUUUUUCUGCAGGGCCAGGACUACGUGGCUGGUGAUCAGUUCACCGUGGCCGAUAUUGCCAUCCUCUCCAGCGUUUCCACAUUCGAAGUGGUUGAGUUCGACAUCAGCAAAUAUCCGAAUGUGGCCAGGUGGUACGCCAAUGCCAAGAAGAUCACUCCCGGAUGGGAAGAGAACUGGGAGGGCCUGCUGCAGAUGAAAGCGAUGUAUGAGGCUCAAAAGACCUCUGCAAAGUGAAAAUAUUUUCAUAACUUAUUUUAUUUAUUACUUGAAUCUAAAUAAACGCAUUCGUGUGAAAUAAAGAAAAAUUAAUAUUAUUUUCUUUAACUGAAAGCACUGAAAUAACAAAGAACCUACUCCAUAACCUACAAUAAACAUUUACGUACAUAAUACUUCUACCGGCACAAUCUGCUCACAAUCACAAAAAUAAACACAAACAAAUGGCAAA
Messenger RNA from Drosophila takahashii, 1532 nucleotides. RefSeq lists its product as uncharacterized. NCBI's taxonomy places the organism in Eukaryota, Metazoa, Arthropoda, Insecta, Diptera, Drosophilidae. Gene Ontology annotation, biological process: glutathione metabolic process. The record is from RefSeq and is a predicted model, not a curated record. Gene Ontology annotation, molecular function: glutathione transferase activity.